Messenger RNA from Zea mays, 4232 nucleotides. Its product is annotated as pentatricopeptide repeat-containing protein At3g13880. Gene Ontology annotation, molecular function: zinc ion binding; RNA binding; protein binding. Gene Ontology annotation, biological process: RNA modification. The transcript is spliced from 6 exons. The coding region runs from base 207 to 2720 and encodes 837 amino acids. NCBI's taxonomy places the organism in Eukaryota, Viridiplantae, Streptophyta, Magnoliopsida, Poales, Poaceae. The record is from RefSeq and is a predicted model, not a curated record.
GAGUCAAGGAUGAAUUUUACAGGUUACUAUUGUAAAAGUAUAGUGUUUAGAGGUUUGGAUUUUUUAGAGGGGUAAUCAUUAUUCAUAAAAAUUUAUAGUCUACUGUUGCAAUCAGUCUAACUAAUAAUGUCGUCAAUGCUUUAAACCCUCUAGAACUCCCUCUCUUGCAUGAGGGCGGCCGCCAUGCUCCCGCAGCGCCGCGUUCCAUGCUGCCGCAGAGACAGAGGUCGCCGGAGCCGGACCAUCUUCUCCCAAUCCCAACCCACCCCGUGCACCCAAACCAUACUACGCUUCCAACUCAGUUGCGACCUGCUGAAGGUCCACCGCACGGCGCCGGCCACCGCUUCCCGCCCCUGGAGCCGUCGCUUUACGCGGACCUCUUCCGGCGCGCGUCGCGGGGCCGGUUGCUGCCGCUGGCCAGGCUCACCCACUCCCACAUGAUCCGCGCGGGGUACCGGCCGGGUCUGUUCCUGAGCAACAACCUGCUGGCCGCCUACGUCCGCUGCGACGACACGCGGAGCGCCCGACUGCUGUUCGACGGCAUGCCGCGCCGGGACGUCGUCACCUGGAAUACGCUCAUCGCCGGAUACGCCACCCAGGGCUCCGCGAGCUUGGCGCUCGGCGCGUUUCGGGGCGCGCGGUGGGAUGGCUCUGUCGCUGUGGAUAGGUUCACCUACGCCGCAGUGCUGGCCGCGUGCGGUGGCGCCAGGGACUGGAGGAGCGGCCGUGUCACGCAUGGGCUGGCUGUGGUCAGCGGGCUUGCACGGACCGCGUUCGUGGCUAACUCGGUGAUUGACAUGUACGCCAAGUGCGGGAUGAUUGACGAGGUGAGGCUGGCGUUUGAUCGAGCCGAUGAGCGGGAUGAGGUUUCGUGGAACCUGCUCUUGUCCGCGUAUGUGCGGAUGGGGUGGCCAGAGGUUGCGGUCAGUGUGCUUGUCUGGAUGCACCGGUCAGGUGUGAAGCUCGAUGCUUUCGCCCUGGGUAGGAUCCUGAAGGCUUGUUCUGAGCUUGAAGAUUCAGAGGAUGUAAGGAGGAUGCUUCAUGGUUGUGUGAUUAAGGUCGGUUUGGACUUGGAUGUGUUUGUUGGAAGCACCAUGAUGGACAUGUAUGCAAAGAACGGCGGGUUGGAGGAGGCCAUCAAGGUGUUUGGUUGCAUUCCAUGCCAGAAUGUGGUAAUUUACAAUACCAUGAUAGCAGGAUUUGCUCGUUUAGGUAACGAUCCAUGUCCUGAGAUUAGAAUGGAAGCAAUCAGGAUUUAUUCAAACAUGCUCUGUAGGAGGAUAAGGCCGUCCAAAUUUACAUUCAAGAGCGUGCUUGAAGUGUGCAAUUUGAUCAAUGAGCCACGAUGUUGGAGGCAACUACAUGCCCAUGUUAUACUCUUUGGGUUCGAAGACGAUGAGUUCAUUGCAAAUGCACUGAUUAAUUUGUAUUCCAAAGUAUGUCUAGUUGAUGAUAGUCUGAGAUGCUUCCAUAGGACUCCCAAACAAGAGAUUUUUACAUGGACUUCUAUGAUUAGAGCAUUUGUGCACAAUGAACAUUCUGAUAAGGCACUACACUUUUUCAGAGAGCUUCGUUAUACAGGAGUGGAGCCUGACCAAUUCACCAUUUCAUGUGUGAUGAAUGCCUGUGCUGAUCUAAGUAUGCCAAUAGCAUGUGAACAGAUACACUGUUAUGCAGUCAAAUCUGGAUUUGAUCGGUUUACUCUAUGCGGCAAUUCACAGAUCGAGAUGUAUAGGGGUACAGGUGAUCUUAAGGCUGCAAAAAAGUCAUUUGAGAGAAUACCAUCCCUGGAUACUUUCUCAUGGUCUCAAAUGAUCUUGAGCUAUGCAGUGCAUGGCCAUGGAAGAGAGGCUCUACUGCUAUUUAAGAAAAUGAGGGAUUGUGGUGUCAUGAUAAAUGAGUUUGCAUUUCUUGCUGUUCUUGUUGCUUGUAGCCAUGAGGGACUGAUAGAUGAAGGUUUCAGGAAUUAUGACAGCAUGGUAUCACAUUACAGCUUUGUCCCGGACAUGAAGCAUAUAGCAUGCAUGGUUGACCUCCUAGGUCAUGUUGGGAAGGUGGCUGAUGCUGAAGAUUUCAUAAAAAGUUAUGGAUUAGAAAAUAAUGCAGUACUUUGGCAUACACUGUUGCGUGCCUGCAGAAUCCAUGGGGACAAAGAUAGAGGUAUAAAAACAGGAGAAAAACUAAUGAUGCUUGAGCCUUUUACUGCAAGUUCCUAUGUCAUGCUGUACAACUUGUACAUGGAUGCUGGGAAAAUUUCACUUGCUAUGAGGACAAGAGGCCAGAUGAGAGAGCGAGGAAUGACUAAGGAGUCUGGGAUAAGUUGGGCAGAAUUUAGAGGAUCUGUCCAUCAUUUUGUUGACGGAGAUAACUCUUGCUCACAGAAAGAUGCAAGUUUUACAAGAUUGGAAGAGUUGUUGGUGAGGGUGAAACAGAAGACUGAACAAGGCAGCAUGAAUGUUUGGGAGGUAGGAUUCAAAAGCGGAAAGGUCAGUGAGAAUGCAAUCGACAAACAUGGUGAAUUGUUGGCAGUGGCUCUUGGAUUGUCUACUUUGCCAAACACUGCUCCUGUAAAAGUUAUGAAGAAUCAGAAGAUGUCCUGGGAAAGCCAUGAGACACUGAAGUUGCUAUCCGAAAGAGAAAACAGGGAAAUAAUUGUCAGAGAUCCAACUCGCUUUCAUCAUUUUAGUCAAGGUUCAUGCUCUUGCCUAGGCUACUGGUAGUCAGAAGCCAUAUAUGUCUACUCUGGAGUAAUAUUCUAAGUGUCACUGGAACAGCUUGACCAUUCUUACAGGUGAAGUUUGCAACUAGCAGCUGACAUUUAGUGGAACCCUACAUACAUGCAAUACAGGUGGUGCUCACUACUAUCCUGACCUAUCCUAUGGUUGCCAUGGUUUUACCAAAUGGGUUUCAAAGCCAUUGAUAAGAAAAGAUGGGGCUUCUUGUGGAAGGGCGCGGAGAAGGCUUAUGGGGGUAACUGUCUAGUCUCUUGGGAAAAGGUUCAACGCCCUAUUCAGCUGAUGAGGAACGUCUUUGGGCAGGUUUACCGGAGCAAGUCCCAUGUAUUACCCAAACAUUCCAUGUGCAUGCUCCCAACCUGAUCAAGGUCAUUCCCAAGAGAGCCUUGAAACAACGUAUGAUGGUACAAGCUUUACAGAACAGAAGUUGGGUGGCUAAAAUCAAGGGGGCCUUGCCAAUUGAAGUCUUGUUGGAAUACUUGCAACUGUGAAUCUGGAAAUCUUGCCCCCCCCCCCCCCCCCCCCCCCCCCCCGGCAAUCAAGGAUCAAUGCCUGGCUGACUGCCUUGCAAGGUUUGGACACCUAUCUUUUCUGUGAUGGGAUUGCUUCCUUUUACACAACCAGGAGACUCCCAUUUUAGUAGCUGAUGGAUCAAGACAAUGAAGGCAGGUUCAACAGAGGAAAUUCGAGAAUCAGUGAUUGAACCAGAAGAGAAAGACUCUUGGAGUUAUAUUUGGGGGAAUAGCACCUACUCGUCAGCUAAACUUUACCACUACACUUUCAAAAAUGUGAAUCCUCCAAAACCCUUUCUCUGGAUCUGGGAGUCCAGAUGUUCAAACAAGCUUAAAGUCUUCACCUGGUUGCUGUUGAUGGACAGGUUGAACACCAGAAACAUCUUAAAGAGAAAGAACUUCAAGGUUCAAGGCGACAACUACAUAUGUGUUCUUUGUCAACUUCAAAGAGAAGAAACUGCCUUCCAUUUUUUCUUCAAUUGCCCUUUCAGCCAGGACUAUUGGAGACAUCUGAAUAUUCAGUGGAACUACCAGAUUGACUUCUUUGCAACCUUUCAACAAGCUAGGGACUUGCACGGUUCACCAUUCUUUAUGGAGGUCUUUAUCAUAGUAGCUUGGCAAAUCUGGAAGCAAAGAAACAAUUUUAUCUUUGACAGGGGACGACUAUCUUUCCUUGGCUGGAAUAAAGAAUUCUGCGCCGAAGCCCUUCUGCAAGCUAACCGCUUUUCUGAAGAGAAAUCAACUCUUUUCUCCUCAUUUGUAAAUUCCUAUAGAUAGCAGAUAUUUCAUUUCCGUGUGCCUAGUUAGUUUACUUCUGGUUUAUGUCUUGGGAGCGACUGCUCAUGCUCUUUGUCCACUUUCUUCUUUAUAUUAAUAAAUAUCUACCACAACAGGGGAAGCCCCGAUGUACAUUUUCAAAAAAAAAUCAACAUUUGUAUCUCCUGAUAGAUUUACAAUAGAGAUAUCUAAUGAUACUUAUUUAAUA